AUGUCUAUUGUGAAACAUCUGCUAUCACUCAAAACAUUUGACAUCAAUCGAAAAGGAGGCAGUGAUAUGCAGACACCAGUCAUGGUCGCAGCAGAAAGGGGACAUUAUGAUGUGUAUAACCUUCUUGUCUCAGAGGGGGCUGAACUGUCACUUACUGAUGAAUACAACUUUGACUGCCUCAUGUUGGCAUGCAAGGGAGGAAACAUGUCUAUUGUGAAACAUCUCCUAUCACUCAAAACAUUUGACAUCAAUCGAAAAGGAGGCUUCUUCAUGCAGACACCAGUCAUGAUGGCAGCAGAAAGGGGACAUUAUGAUGUGUAUAACCUUUUUGUAUCAGAGGGGGCUGACCUUUCACUUACUGACAAAUACAACAGUGACUGUCUGAUGUUGGCAUGCUUGGGAGGAAACAUGUCUAUUGUGAAACAUCUCCUAUCACUCAAAAUAUUUGACAUCAAUCGAAAAGGAGGCUUCUUCAUGAAGACACCAGUCAUGAUGGCAGCAGGAAGGGGACAUUAUGAUGUGUAUAACCUUCUUGUCUCAGAGGGGGCUGACCUGUCACUUACUGAUGAAGACAACAGUGACUGUCUGAUGUUGGCAUGUGAGGGAGGAAACAUGUCUAUUGUGAAACAUCUCCUAUCACUCAAAACAUUUGACAUCAAUCGAAUAGGAGGCAUUUACAUGCAGACACCAGUCAUGAUGGCAGCAGCAAGGAGACAUUAUGAUGUGUUAGACAUUCUUGUCUCAGAGGGGGCUGACCUGUCACUUACUGAUGAAGGCAACAGUGACUGUCUGAUGUUGGCAUGCAAGGCAAGAAACAUGUCUAUUGUGAAACAUCCCUUAUCACUCAAAAUAUUUGACAUCAAUCGAAAAGGAGGCUUCUUCAUGCAGACACCAGUCAUGAUGGCAGCAGGAAGGGGACAUUAUGAUGUGUAUAACCUUCUUGUCUCAGAGGGGGCUGACCUGUUACUUACUGAUGAAGACAACAGUGACUGUCUGAUGUUGGCAUGUGAGGGAGGAAACAUGUCUAUUGUGAAACAUCUGCUAUCACUCAAAACAAUUGACAUCAAUAGAAAAGGAGGCAGCGAUAUGCGGACACCAGUCAUGAUGGCAGUGAAAAAGGGACAUUAUGAUGUGUUUUACCUUCUUGUAUCAGAGGGGGCUGAUCUGUCACUUACUGAUGAAGGCAACAGUGACUGA
Molecule: messenger RNA, 1197 nt
Organism: Haliotis rufescens (red abalone)
Lineage: Eukaryota; Metazoa; Mollusca; Gastropoda; Lepetellida; Haliotidae
Product: ankyrin repeat domain-containing protein 17-like
Exons: 1
Coding region: 1-1197 (398 amino acids)
Molecular function (GO): protein binding
Source: RefSeq, a predicted model, not a curated record